AUGGCCGGGUACCUGACGCACCUGCUUGCGGAUGAAACAUGGAUCGCGAACAUGUUUAGGCCGUUCUUCGGCAACCGGGAUGUGUUCGAAGACGGCGUGCUGGGGCUGGUGAUGGACAGGGCGAUGCAGCUGGAGCUCGACAGACGCUGCUGGCAGGAGAUAGGACCGCUACGAGAAUCGCUCGACAUUGCGGUGGAGCAGGUGCAGGUCGAAUUCCUGCCGGACGAGACGCUUGCGGACUGGGUACAGUGGGUGACAUCUAAUCUUGACCGCGGAUUCUCGUGGGAGCGGCUUCGGUUCAUGGCGCGGCGGAUCGCUUCGGGAGAAGAGGGGCAUCCGGCGCAUGUGCUUGCGGACGCCUUCGUGAAUGACUCAUCGGACGGUAUGGAGCGCAUGUAUGCGUACAUCCCGCGCGGGAGUGAGGAAGAUUAUCAGGAGGCAGUAGUAGCAUCGCUGACCAAAGCCAUCGAGGCAUACCUGCCAUGA
This is a messenger RNA of Geodia barretti, 486 nucleotides long. The record is from the annotation of a GenBank genome assembly. NCBI's taxonomy places the organism in Eukaryota, Metazoa, Porifera, Demospongiae, Tetractinellida, Geodiidae.